Molecule: messenger RNA, 1109 nt
Organism: Phycodurus eques (leafy seadragon)
Lineage: Eukaryota; Metazoa; Chordata; Actinopteri; Syngnathiformes; Syngnathidae
Product: dual specificity phosphatase 29-like
Exons: 4
Coding region: 209-838 (209 amino acids)
Biological process (GO): protein dephosphorylation; negative regulation of MAPK cascade
Cellular component (GO): cytoplasm
Molecular function (GO): protein tyrosine/serine/threonine phosphatase activity; MAP kinase phosphatase activity
Source: RefSeq, a predicted model, not a curated record
ACAGGCACAUGUGUGUAUGUCACGAUGAUGUGGUGUCAUGGACGGCAGCGGCCUAAAAAUAUCAUGUGAAACACAAAGAGCAGCUAGCAUGUGUCCUCAUGCCGACUCUGGAGAAACGCAUACAAACACGGAGGAGAUCUUUGCUCUCAAGUCCUGCUUGGAGAAAAAUCUGAAAUUUACUAUUUAUAAACUGUAUGACAGGUAAACCAUGUCCUCCUGUGUGGUAAAAUCAAGAGGAAAGAACCCCUAUGCGGCUGUUCAAGUGGACCCAGACAGCGAUUACGUCACACCAGGUACUCUUGACCUGGAGCAGCUCUUUUGGACUGGCACAAGCAUUCAACAUGCACACGUCAACCAAGUCUGGCCCAAUGUCUUCAUCGGGGAUGAAAAGACGGCACUGGAGAGACCUGGUCUGAAGGAAAUGGGUAUCACGCAUGUGUUAAAUGCUGCAGAGGGGAAGUACAACAACGUGCUGACAGGUGCACAUUACUACACAGAUAUCCAGUAUUUUGGCAUAGAGGCCGACGACAAACCCACCUUCGACAUUUCCCAGUUCUUCUGCCCGGCGACACAGUUCAUCAGCGAGGCCCUGAGCCAACCACAAAACAAGGUGCUGGUGCACUGUGUGAUGGGUCGCAGCAGGUCAGCGUCACUGGUCUUGGCCUACCUGAUGAUGGAGCAAGGCUUAACUGUAGUGGACGCCAUCCAGCACGUGCGACAACGCCGUUGCGUCCUUCCCAACCACGGUUUCCUCAAGCAGCUCAGAGCUCUGGACAUUACACUGCAGGAGGAAAAGCUGAGACUAAAACAACAAAAGACGCAAGAUCAACAGUCAUGAUUGGCAUCUGAAAUGGGGUGGGGAUGGGGGCAAACUGGAUCUAAUAAUGAACCUCAUCUUUACCUGAACACCUGACUUUCUUUUAUCAGUGAACUUUGAAAAAUCUAAAUUUGGAUAUGUAUGGUUUUCAUUGGACAAUGAUUAGAUGUAUCCCAAUGCAGUAACUGUUUCAUUUCAUCUAUUUUAAAUGGCAAAAUGGAUUGAUUUGUUGUUUCAAUGGUGAGAGAGAAGGCAGGGGAAAGUAGAAAAUCAAAGAAAUAAAAAACUGCUA